Molecule: messenger RNA, 3100 nt
Organism: Lampris incognitus (smalleye Pacific opah)
Lineage: Eukaryota; Metazoa; Chordata; Actinopteri; Lampriformes; Lampridae
Gene: tyw1
Product: tRNA-yW synthesizing protein 1 homolog (S. cerevisiae)
Exons: 16
Coding region: 1-2268 (755 amino acids)
Biological process (GO): wybutosine biosynthetic process
Molecular function (GO): catalytic activity; 4 iron, 4 sulfur cluster binding; FMN binding
Source: RefSeq, a predicted model, not a curated record
AUGCUGCAAAGCUGUGUCUUGUUUCUUCUACAUUUCACGAAACAUGUGUCCGCUGCGGAUACUGAAGCUUCAAAAGAUAUCCACAGUUCUUUUGAGGGCUAUUUCAUAUCAGUGUGGCACAACAGACUGUACUUGUAUUCUGCCGCCGCACUAGUCUUUGGUAUAUGGUUCUCACUGAAGAUCGUAUGGAAGAAGAAAUCGCUAUCGCACCAAGUUGACCCUUGGCUCUACACCGCUGCAAAGAAGACUAGCCAACCGGUGGAGAUAAAAGAUGUGGUUCAUGUCUCAGGGGUUAAAAUCUUCUACGGCUCGCAGACUGGAACAGCGAAAGGCUUUGCAAAAGAGCUCUCGGAAGAGGUGAGGGGCUUGGACAUACCAGCGGAGGUGAUUGACAUGAAAGACUAUGACCCGGAUGACCGACUUGCUGACGAGUGCACCAACAAGUCUGUCUGCGUAUUUCUGUUGGCCACCUAUACUGACGGACAGCCUACGGAGAACGCUGACUGGUUCUGUAAGUGGCUGGAGGAAGCGUCCACUGACUUCCGUUAUGGGAAGACCUACCUCAGAGGCCUGAGAUACGCAGUGUUCGGCCUGGGCAACUCUGUGUAUGUUGGCCACUAUAACACGGCGAGCAAGAAUGUGGACAAGUGGCUGUGGAUGCUGAGUGGCGCGCGCAUCCUGACCAGAGGGGAGGGCGACUGCAACGUGGUGAAGAGCCGCCUUGGCAGCGUCCAGGCCGACUUCCUGGCGUGGAAGGCCAAGUUCCUGAAGCGCCUGCAGGCCCUGGCCAGCGGGGAGAAGAAGAGCUGCGGUGGGAACUGCAAGACCCGUGGGGGCUCCUGUAAGAGCAAGAGGGAGGAGGUCCAGGAGCAGCCGGAGGAGGAGGUGAAGGAACUGCCGCAGCACAACAGCUCAGAGGAGGAGCAUCUGGAGACCAGCAGUGACGAGGAGUUGGCCGCAUCCAACGAGAAGGAGCGGGGCUCUGUGGUGGAUGUGGAAGAUCUGGGCAGCAUCAUGAGCAACAUCAGGAAAGCGAAGAGCUGGAGCAAGGGCCAAGGACAAGGGCAGAUGGUGAAGCUAUCCAAGCUGAGCGGAGUGAAGGAUGACAAAGGAGGAGGGGAGAGGAGAGAGAUGAUCACCCCUGCCCUCAGGGAAGCGCUGACAAAGCAAGGGUACAGGCUGAUUGGAAGUCACUCGGGGGUGAAGCUUUGUCGAUGGACCAAGUCUAUGCUGCGAGGAAGAGGAGGAUGUUACAAGCACACCUUCUACGGCAUCGAGUCUCACCGCUGCAUGGAAACCACCCCCAGCUUGGCCUGUGCAAACAAAUGCGUGUUUUGCUGGAGACACCACACUAACCCUGUGGGUACUGAGUGGCGCUGGAAGAUGGACCCUGCUGAAAAGAUCCUACAGGAUGCCCUGGAAAAGCACCAGAACAUGAUCUGGCAGUUUAGAGGUGUCCCAGGAGUGAAGCCGGAGCGGUUCGAGGAGGGCCUGGCGGUCAAGCACUGCGCCCUCUCCCUGGUGGGCGAGCCCAUCAUGUACCCAGAAAUCAACACUUUCCUCCGCCUCCUCCACACCCAGCGCAUCUCCAGCUUCCUGGUCACCAACGCGCAGUUCCCCCAGGAGAUCAGGAACCUGGUACCAGUCACCCAGCUUUAUGUGAGCGUGGACGCCAGCACCAAAGACAGUCUGAAGAAAAUCGACCGGCCGCUCUUCAGGGACUUCUGGCCCCGCUUUCUAGACAGCCUGAAGGCCCUGGGGGAGAAGAGGCAGAGGACAGUGUACAGACUGACGCUGGUUAAGGCCUGGAAUGUGGAGGAGCUUCAGGCCUAUUCGGAGCUAAUUGCCCUGGGCCAGCCGGACUUCAUUGAGGUCAAGGGAGUCACGUACUGUGGGGAGAGCUCCGCCAGCAGUCUGACCAUGGCCAACGUCCCAUGGCACCAGGAGGUGGUCGCCUUCGUCCAGCAGCUAGCCGACAUGCUGCCUCAGUACGAGAUCGCCUGCGAGCACGAGCACUCCAACUGUCUGCUGGUCGCACACACCAAGUUUAAGGUGGAGGGCGAGUGGUGGACAUGGAUCGACUACGACGGUUUCCAGGAGCUGGUCAGGGCCCAGGAGGAGAGCGGGGGACAGCAGAGUUUCUCGGCCCUGGACUACAUGGCCAAGACUCCCAGCUGGGCUCUGUUCGGAUCCUCGGAGCAGGGCUUUGACCCCGCCGACACACGCUUCCAACGACGCCACAAGACCAAAGACAUCUCCGGAUGCUGAGUCUGCAUGGGAGAGAGAGAGAGAGAGAGAGACAAACAGAGAGAUCGAGGCCGGAGAGUCGAUAUGUCCAUCCAUAUGGGGUCAAACACAGCGGUGUUAUGAGCGCCCCCUGCCCAGUGUCUUUAGUGUUGAAAUCUUUUUCUCCGGGCGUUCCUCUAUGAAGUCGGACUUACUUUGUCUCCAUCGCUCCCUCUAUGUUUCUACAACCCCCCCCCCUUUUUCUCCCCAGUUGUAUCCGGCCAAUUACCCCACUCUUCCGAGCCAUCCCGGUCGCUGCUCCACCCCCUCUGCCGAUCCGGGGAGGGCUGCAGACUACCACUCGCCUCCUCCCAUACAUGUGGAGUCGUCAGCCGCUUCUUUCCACCUGACAGUGAGGAGUUUCGCCAGGGGGACGUAGCGCAUGGGAGGAUCACUCUAUUCCCCCCCAGUUCCCCCCUCCCCCCUGAACAGGUGCCCCGACCGACCAGAGGAGGCGCUAGUGCAGCGACCAGGACACAUACACAGGACACAUCCGGCUUCCCUCCCACAGACACGGCCAAUUGUGUCUGUAGGGACGCCCGAUCAAGCCGGAGGUAACAAGGGGAUUCAAACCUGCGAUCCCCGUGUUGGUAGGCAACAGAAUAGACCGCCACGCUACCCGGACGCCCUUACAACCUCAGUUUUUAUUUCAUCUUUCACAUAAUCAGUCCGACCCCCUGAGAUCAUCUCAGAUGGCCUCAUUUAUUAUCGAGAGAUUCCCUCCAUCUUUACGCAGCGUGUCCGUGUAGGGUUGUUUUUUCCAAUGUACGUCCUGCGUCCCUGCCUUCUUAAUGGUCAUUCUUUAUAAAUGUUA